Molecule: messenger RNA, 1941 nt
Organism: Penicillium paradoxum
Lineage: Eukaryota; Fungi; Ascomycota; Eurotiomycetes; Eurotiales; Aspergillaceae
Product: fungal specific transcription factor domain-containing protein
Exons: 7
Coding region: 1-1941 (646 amino acids)
Biological process (GO): DNA-templated transcription
Molecular function (GO): zinc ion binding; DNA binding
Source: RefSeq, a predicted model, not a curated record
AUGCAGCCUUGCCAAAACUGCGUGGCAUGGAAUCUCGCAUGUGAAGUAGGGAUCUCUCGACGCGGAAAAUAUCCCCGUCGAAAGAAAAAGGGGGCUCGAACAUCCACCACGCCAAAUGACACGGCAAAUGCAUCGGAAUCCCGAGACCCCGGACAAUUUCCUUUGCCUGGACAAUGCUCCCAGUAUCCACCAGCUCGUCCCACUACAGCGGAGGGCGGGAUCCAUAAAACGGUGUUCCUCGGCGAGUCCAGUCCUCUGACUUGUGUCGUUGACGAAGGGCGACGAUCUCCGGACAAGGGGUAUGCAUGCAGUCUCCAGAAAGGACGACUGCACUACUCUAUUUCGGAGCUUACCGGUGCAACUGAAAAUAGCCAUGACCCAAUAGGACCCCGUCGCAAGCUAGUACAUGAUCGUCUUACCCGCCAAGGGGCCCUUGAAUUCCCGUCGCCAACGAUAUGUGACACAUUACUUCAGGCUUAUUUCGACUGGCUUCACCCAUGCUUUCCAAUUCUAGAUCGCGCAGAUGUGCAAGCUGGCUACCAAGAGGGCACACUGUCACCUCUGCUUUUACAGUCCAUGCUGUUCAUUGGCGUGAGCCUGUGCUCGGACACAGCGUUGUUUACCACGGGCCUCGGUAAUCGUUAUCAGGCCAAAGAAGCGAUUUAUCAUAGAGCAAAGGAUAUAUAUGAUUCGGGAUGGGAAACAGACACGGUCACGAAGUUACAGUCAUUGUUUCUACUAAGCUUUUGGCGUGGCAGUCCAACGGAGGAGCGUGACGUUCGCUUUUGGCUCGGAGCUGCGAUCGGUCUUGCCCAGACAAAAGGCUUGCAUGUCAUGUCGAAGUUGUCCUUCUUGAAUCCCAAGGACCAUAAGAUUUGGAAACGAAUUUGGUGGGCUCUAUAUGUCAGAGAUCAACAAGCAUCGGCCGCGUUAGGCCUGCCUCCUCGUAUACGCGACGAAGACUGCCAAACUGCCGAGCUGGAAGCCGCGGACUUCGAGGAAAACGAGCCCAUGGGACGACCUGAAAUAUUCCGAGCGCCACCAAGUGUCCAUAUUUCCUACGUGAUUGGAAUGGCUCAAUUGGCCAGGAUAUUACGGGAAGUGGUUUCCAGCCAAUAUCUGCCCGGACGAUCCAAGUUGGAUAACGCAGCUCGGCCGAUACUUCAUCAACGCUUAGUUGACUGGGAGUCAUGCCUACCGGCCGAGCUGCAGUUUCAAAUGCCUAUGAGUAGGGACGCUAUGUUCCUCGUUGGCAUGCUUCAUAUGGCGUAUAACAACUUGCACAUCCUCUUAUAUCGGCCGCUUUUCUUACAACCCCCAGGCCAAUCAGGCAACUCAGAAGGAAAUAUCGCUCUGGAUGCCGCGACACGAAGCACCCGCAUUUUGGAGGAUAUGCUUUCAGAAAACCUGGUCCAACAUGGAUCUGUUCAUUUAAUCACCCACACAUUCUCGGCUCUUUGCAUACACACCAUCCACUUUGGGCGGGUGACAGGCACUGCCCGCAAAUUAGCAGAACAUAGGGCAAAGCUGUGCCUACUGGGCUUGAAGGAAUUACAGAGAUCAUGGGAUCUGAAGAAUUGGGUCCUGGAUCUUUUCUUUCGAUGCUUGGAUGACCGGACUGCUCGCGAUCUCCAACUAGCUGACAGUCAUAUGCCACCAUCGAUAUCGCAGACAACUGGUGGUCAUGAACUUGAAGAGGUCUCACCUGCUACUCCUGCCAGUGGGCCAUAUCGAUCGCUGUCUCCAAAUGCAGCGGAAAAUCCCAUGCCGGAUUCCCACCUGGCGCUUUCGCAUAACCCCACGGAAGAGACGGCAAUCAAUAUGGACUGGUACGAGUUGUUCAACAUGGAGGGCGAUGAUGUUAUGGGCCUCGCCGGGUCAUUGUCAAAUCCGGAGUAUCUGAAUCCACAGAACCUGGAGUUUCUAUAUCGUUUCCUGUAG